Molecule: messenger RNA, 1463 nt
Organism: Engraulis encrasicolus (European anchovy)
Lineage: Eukaryota; Metazoa; Chordata; Actinopteri; Clupeiformes; Engraulidae
Product: ras-related protein Rab-9A-like
Exons: 2
Coding region: 243-857 (204 amino acids)
Biological process (GO): retrograde transport, endosome to Golgi; Rab protein signal transduction
Cellular component (GO): phagocytic vesicle; lysosome; late endosome
Molecular function (GO): GTPase activity; GTP binding
Source: RefSeq, a predicted model, not a curated record
UCCAAAUGCGCAAUUCCCAAAUUGCGUUGGAGCAGCCAAGUUCGACUGCCGUCUGGGCAAGAUAACCACAACGUGUAUGCAAGUGAGGGCAGUCAUAUGAGCGUCACUUGUGUGUCGGAGUUGCCACAGGGCGCCAUUUCUUUAAGUUUUAAGUAAAGACGGAUUGCAGAGGUGAGGUGCGAUGUCACGACGUGAAUGCAAUGGGAAGUGUUUCUUAAAGUGAAAAAGGUAUCUUUGCCACCAUGGCCUCCAACCCCAAGUCGUCCCUGCUGAAGGUCAUCUUGCUGGGGGACGGCGGCGUGGGCAAGUCCUCGCUCAUGAACCGCUACGUGGCCGACAAGUUCGACACGCACCUGUUCCACACCAUCGGCGUGGAGUUCCUCAACAAAGAGCUGGAGGUGGACGGUCGACCGGUCACUUUACAGAUCUGGGACACGGCGGGCCAGGAGCGCUUCCGCAGCCUGCGCACGCCCUUCUACCGGGGCUCCGACUGCUGCCUGCUGGCCUUCAGCGUGGACGACAGCCAGAGCUUCUUCAACCUCACCAACUGGAUGAAGGAGUUUGCCUACUACGCGGACGUGCGCGAGCCGGACCGCUUUCCCUUCGUGAUCCUCGGCAACAAGGUGGAUGUGCCCGAGAGGCAGGUGUCUCCGGACGAGGCCAACCGGUGGUGCCGUGACAACGGCGGGCACCCGUACUUCGAGACCAGCGCCAAGGACGCCACCAACGUGACAGCGGCCUUUGAGGAGGCGGUGCGGCGCGUGCUAGCGUCCGAGGACCGGGCGUCGGCGCACGUGCUGCCACCUGAGACGGUGGAUCUGCGGAGGGACCCGCACUCUGGCAACCCCUGCUGUUGAGGAGGAGGAAAUGCACUGUCAAGAUAGGUGGCGAGAGGGAGAGAGAGAGCAAGAGAGAGAGAGAGAGACUGAGACCGAGAGACCGAUAGACCACUGGGAGACACACUCUAGCAACCCCUGCUGCAGAUGAAAAGGAACUGCAGUCUGAUGGGCAGAGAGACCACUGGAAUCCACACUCUAGCAACCCCUACUGUUGAGGAAGGGGAACUACUGCACAGUCGAGAGAGAGAGAGAGAGAGAGAGAGAGAGAGAGAGAGAGAGAGAGAGAGAGAGAGAGAGAGAGAGAGAGAGAGAGAGAGAGAGAGAGAGAGAGAGAGAGAGAGAGCAUUGAAUCUGCACUCUAGCAAACCCUGCUGCUGAGAAUUAGGAACUGCACAGACAGAUUCAUUCCACUUGAGUGUAUGUAUUCUACCCUUGCAUGCAAGAGGUUUCAUGAUUUCCCAUACAGUAUGUAUCUGACUGAAAGAUUAUCCUAACUACCUGUAUAUUCAGUUGAUUGUCAAUGGUUGUACUUGUAACUAAGACGUGUUAUGACCAUUAUAUUCAAGGAGGUCUUAUUCAGCCAUAUGACAGUGGAUAGUUAAGGUAGUUCUAGAUGCCAAAGAC